Messenger RNA from Impatiens glandulifera, 2141 nucleotides. Its product is annotated as rop guanine nucleotide exchange factor 14-like. The transcript is spliced from 8 exons. The record is from RefSeq and is a predicted model, not a curated record. Gene Ontology annotation, molecular function: guanyl-nucleotide exchange factor activity. NCBI's taxonomy places the organism in Eukaryota, Viridiplantae, Streptophyta, Magnoliopsida, Ericales, Balsaminaceae. The coding region runs from base 325 to 1959 and encodes 544 amino acids.
UUUUAAGAAAAGUUUAUUAUUAAAAUCUUGACAUCCCCAUCUCUCUCUUAAGGGUCUCUGCGACCGAAAUUACUUUUGAAUUCAAUGUGUCAUGGCUAAGUAGUUGUUCUCCUUGAAUCUCCAAUCCAAGUCCAGAAUUUUGGCACAGUUUGACAGCAUUUUCCUCUUUCACUCUCUCUACAGUCGAUUGGGUAAGAACAGAAAGUGGAAACUUGCGCCGCGCCUCUUAAAAUGCUUCAUCUCUGAAGCAAUUUGCUUACUCUGCAGUUGUUAUAGAAGGUUGUGGCCAAGCAAAGACAUUUGUGUUCUUUUCAAGUUUAAACAAUGUUGACGAUGAGGAGAAAACUUGCCUGCUGCACUCGUAACAGGGAGAUAAGUCUCGACUUUGAUGAACAAGAAAAAAUGAUGACAUACAAUGGUCUGGAGAGCUGCAUUCUCAACAGUAAUUCUUGCGAAAAUGAAAGUUCCACAAGCAGAGGAGAUGGAUGCGCCACUGACUCUUUGGACGAGGAUGCGUCAAGUUGUUCUUCAAGCAAUUACAUUUUCGGUUCAUUCUCUUCUCACUCGUUAAUAAUGAAGAGGGACGACGAUCUUCGAUCGGACGAAUGGGAAGUUGUUAAGGAAACUCCGAAAAAAUUCUCUAGUAACGUUCAUAUUGCAGAUGUGGAAACAAUGAAAGUGACGUUUGCAAAGUUGUUAUUAGGAGAAGAUAUAACUGGGGGAAGACAAGGUGUUUCCAGUGCUCAUGCUUUGUCUAAUGCCAUAACCACUCUUUCGGCAUCGCUCUUUGGGGAGCUCUGGAAAUUAGAGCCAUUGGUCGAUGAAAGAAAGGAAAAAUGGCACAGAGAAAUGGAUUGGCUACUUUCACCCACAAACUAUAUGAUCGAAUUAGUCCCAACCAAACAAAAUGGAACCAAUGGCCGUAUUUUUGAGAUCAUGUCUCCAAAAGCUCGCGCCGACAUCCAAAUUAAUCUUCCUGCACUUCGAAAGCUCGAUUCUAUGCUUAUUGAGACCCUUGAUUCGAUGAAUACCACUGAGUUUUGGUAUGAAGAAAGUGGAACUAGAGCCGGAGGUGAUUUGAAUAGAAGCGAGAGACGAAGCAAAAGGUGGUGGUUGCCAUUGCCACAAGUACCAGCAGGUGGUCUUUCUGAGACUGAAAGGAAGAGACUGAUAUACCAUGGUAAAAUUAUUCGCCAAGUAUUUAAGGCUGCAAGAUCCAUCAACGAGUCUGUUUUGCUUGAAAUUCCCGUUCCAGCUAUUAUCAUAGAUGCAAUCCCAAAGUCUGCAAAAGCAAAUCUUGGUGAGGAACUCCACUAUAAACUCAUGAACAAAGAUGAAAUUUCGGUUUCAGCUGAGGAAUUGCUUAACUCCCUCAACUUGAAAUCUGAGAAUGGUGCUCUUGACACAGUUAAUAGGUUGGAAGCUGCAGUAUUGGUAUGGAAAGAGAGGAUGACUAAUCAAGCUAAUGGAAAGUCUCCUGUUCGCACUUCAUGGUCUUCCUUCAUGAAGGAUCCAUUAGCCGAACUAGACAAGAUCGCGUUUCUCGUAGAUCAAGCCAAUGCUCUUAUUAAACAGCUUAAGAUCAAAUAUCCGAACCUUCCUCAGACAUUUAUUGAUGUAGUUAAAAUUCAAUAUAGCAAGGAUGUUGGGCAUUCAAUUUUGGAAGCAUAUUCUAGGGUUCUUGGGAACUUGGCGUACCGAAUACUUUCAAGAAUAACUGACAUUCUUCAGGAAGAUAUAUUGAGUAAUCCAAAUUCUCCAGUUCCAGCAUAUGGCUUUCAGGGAAUUGAUUUUCCUGAAAUAUCAGCUAGCCCAAUUGUUGGUCAAAGGGCGAGGCAUUCGCUGAUUGAUCAGAUGAACCAGGCCGGUGGUGAUGUCAAAAGCUUAAAUAAUAUGAACAAGGAUUUUGUUAUGGGAAUUUCAUGCGAUGAACUGAAGACUGGUUCAGAAAACACUUAGUCUGAGCCGAGGGGCUUGCAUAAUGUAUAAUGUUGUUGUGCAAGUAAUAGCAUACUAGAGUUUUGUUUAUGUAAAUACUCAAAUGGGUUUCAUUCAACUUAUGGUUUGAAAUUUGAACUCAGCUGCUUGAGAAAAAUAUAAAUACUAACUAAUAUGAAUAUGGGCAAGGCCAUUUGCUUUCU